AUGGAAUCCCUCGACUCCCUCCGCCAUCUGAUACAAAAUCACCCGCUGAUCGACAACCACGCACACAAUCUGUUGAGGUGCGACGUGGCAGCUGACUACGAUAACUACCCGCUCGAGUCGAUCACCUCCGAGGCCCACGGUCGCGCCCUGGAGAAUGCUCGUACCGCCCUGCCAUUACUGCGUGCUGUGAACCAGCUUGGUGAGCUCUAUGGUACUUCCUGCGCCAACUGGGAUGACGUGCUCGCGGCGCAUACGCGCUGGGUCCAGGAGGACUACGACGGGCUGAUCCGUCGCAGUCUCCAAGGCACGCACACCCUCCUACUAGACGAUCUAUUGUCAGAUGAGGAUGUCGAGUCAUACGAAUGGCACGAUCAGUUCACAUCCUCGCCGACAAAGCGCAUCGUUCGCAUCGAGGCCGUCGCCGCCUCCCUGUUGCGCGAAAUCAUGAGUGCCGAGCGCAAACCUGGCGAGAGCGUGUGGAGCACAUUCCGCGCCAAGUUCCUUGACGCGCUUGACCACGCUAUGGAGGAUCCAGCCGUCGUUGGAUUCAAAUCCGUGAUCUGCUACCGCACCGGGCUAGACGUUGAUCCGUAUUCGCCGGAUGAAGAUCUGCUGACAGCCUCGCUUCACCGUACCCUUGAUUCAGGGACGAGAAAGUCGGGGUACCGAGUCGAGGAAAAGCCGCUGAAUGACUGGCUUGUUCAGCAGACUCUUAAGCUCAUCACGUUUCGGAAGCGAGCCGGCGUGGUGAAGCCGCUCCAAUUUCAUACUGGGUUGGGUGAUAAUGAUAUCAAUCUUGUCAAAGCCAACCCGGCUUACCUGCAGCCGCUCAUCAUUCAAUACCCCGAUGCGCCGAUUGUGCUGCUGCACUCUGCCUAUCCGUAUACAAGAGAUGCAGGAUAUCUCGCCUGUGUCUAUCCUAAUGUCUAUCUUGAUCUCGGUGAGGUAUUUCCGAUGGUGAGCCGUGAGGCCGAAGAGAAGAUAUUGCGUGAGAGCUUGGAGAUCACGCCGACCAACCGUCUACUUUGGAGUACGGAUGGGCAUUUCUUCCCAGAGACAUUUUGGUUGGCCAAUAAGCAGUUUCGGCAGGCCUUGGAGAUUGUUCUUGUUGACUAUGUCCAAAACGGCGACUAUAACAUUACACAGGCCAAGACGGUCGCUGCCGACAUUCUCUUUCAAAAUUCGAACAAGUUGUAUGGCUUAAAACAGACAGCACAGUAUACCCCUGGGACUGUUCAGGUGUUAUCCCAACUCAGCGCCACCCAAGUUUCCCGGGUGUCAGAUCCACUAGAUGCGUUUCUUCAGACCAACCCCGACAUUGAGUAUAUCUGGAUGCAGUGGAUCGACUAUACAGCCACGACCCGGGUCCGUAUACUCCCGCUUCGGGAAUUUAUUCGCAUUGCCAGAAAGGACCGGCGCAUUGGCAUCACGCUAGCAGUACAGUGGAUGCUGCAAGAUGACACUCUUACUCCCGAAGGAACUACAACUGGGCAAUUCUACAUGGAGCCAGAUCUUUCCAGCCUCUACCGUAAUGGAAGCCUGGCAGCUUCAGCCGCUCCUAGCGCGACUGUUAUGAGCUUCUGGCAAUCAGAAGAGGGUAAGCCCCUCGAUGGCUGUCCUCGGACUAGUCUUCAAAAGAUUGUUGGGACACUACACAGACAGCACAGUAUCGACAUUCUCUGCGGCUUCGAGAUUGAGGUCGUGUUCCUCAAGCCAAUCAUAAGCCAACAAACUGGCAAAGUAACAGGCUAUGCGCCCGCAACGAAAAACCAUUCCUGGUCUCAAAUGACCGCUGACAUACGGAAAAUGAUCCCAAUUUUGGAUGAAAUUAACCGGGUGCUGGCGUCCGUGGAUAUUCACUUACAACAAUUCCACGCUGAGUCCGCGCCCGGACAAUUCGAAUUCAUUCUCCCACCCGUAAACCCCCUCGCUGCUAUCGAUACACUCAUCGCCACCCGGCAAGUCAUCACGGCCGUGGCCGAGCGGCACGGCCUUCGCGCGACUCUGCACCCACGUCCCUUCCCGAACGGAGCAGGGAGUGCUGCGCACGCUCACGUUUCCAUAACUCCGGCCGCACGCGAAGAUGCAUUCCUAGCCGGUGUUUUGAAACACUAUCCUUCCAUCGUUGCCUUCACAUUGUCCCAGGACGCAAGUUACGAGCGCGUGCGCUCGGGUAUCUGGUCUGGAUCCGAGUGGGUUGCAUGGGGAUUCCAGAACCGCGAGGCGCCCGUGCGUAAAAUUGGCCCCGGUCACUGGGAGUUCAAGUCUGUUGACGGCGUUGCUAAUCCCUACCUUGCUGUGGCUGCGUUACUUGCUGGUGGGUUGAUUGGCCUGGAAGAGAAUUUGUCCCUGGCUAUGAAGGAAUGUACCGGUAAGAUUUGCACCACACAAGCCACCUUCGAAGGCAUCUUUUACGAUUGGUUAAUAAUAUUCUUCACAGUGGAUGCUUCGGACUUAACUUCUGCUCAGCGAUCUAGGCUUGGGAUUACGACCCCACUUCCUCAGUCUCUGGCCCAGAGUAUGACUGCUCUUUCUGAGAACGAAAAGCUGCAAAGCGUUUUGGGCAAGGAACUCGUGCAGAAUUACCUUAGUGUCAAACGUGCGGAAUCGAAGCGCAUACAGGGCAUGGUUGACGAGGAGCGUCGGUUAUGGCUGCUGGAACGCUAUUAA
This is a messenger RNA of Penicillium daleae, 2670 nucleotides long. RefSeq lists its product as uncharacterized. The record is from RefSeq and is a predicted model, not a curated record. Bases 1 to 2670 code for a protein of 889 amino acids. The transcript is spliced from 2 exons. NCBI's taxonomy places the organism in Eukaryota, Fungi, Ascomycota, Eurotiomycetes, Eurotiales, Aspergillaceae. Gene Ontology annotation, molecular function: glutamine synthetase activity; hydrolase activity.